GAUGUUUUGGAGAACUCCUAAGGACUGGAUUCGUUUAUCUGUAAGCAGACAAAUAAGGUUUCGACAACUGCAAACAACUAAGAAAUAUCAAAAUAACUCUGAAGCAUUAUCAACUCCAGAAAAGAAAGGAGGAGGCUGCGUUGUUCCACUAUCUUAUUACAAGUUGGAACCAAAGAAGGCUUUCAGUCAGUUGGGAGUCGAAGCAGGAAAGCCUCCUCCUUUGAUAGUUCUUCACGGUAUAUUAGCCUCAGGAAAUACUUAUCGUUCCGUUUUAAAAAGAGAAGACUUUGUACCAGAGAGAGAAAUAUAUGCCGUGGAUCUAAGGAACCACGGAGCCAGUCCUCAUGUACAGGAAAUGGCUUAUGAAGCAAUGGUUAAAGACGUCAAAUGUUUUCUUGAGGAUAACGGAAUUUCCAAGGCCUGUAUUUUGGGUCACAGUAUGGGUGGAAAAGUAGGUAUGCAAUUUGCACUGGAGAAUCCAGAUUGGGUUUCUGAACUAGUGGUGGUGGAUAUUGCUCCGGUGACCUAUCAACAAGAAUCAAUGGAUAAGAAUCUUCCAACAGAAGCAGUUUAUGCAAUGGCAAGGACAAAGCCUCACCAGUGUAAAUCUAGAAGUGAAAUUGACACUGCUUUGGAGCAACAAGGACUUACUAACGAGAGAGUACGACAGUUUGUGUUAACCAAUCUUAUUCCCGACGAUGAAAAGCCAGGCUACUACAAGUGGCGAGUCAAUCUUCACUCUUUGGUUGAUUCAAUGGAAGCCAUGUUGAGCUUUCCAUCUAUACCAGCUGAACGAGUAUUCCGCGGACCAACUUUAUUUGUACGGGGAGAAAACUCGCCUUAUAUUCAGCCAAAUAUUCACGAAACUACAAUCCGUAAAUAUUUUGUGAACGCUGUGAUAAAGACUAUUCCUCAUACAGGUCAUUGGCUGAUCUCAGAAGAACCAGACCAGUUUACUCGUUUAGUGAACGAAUUUCUCUCUUUGCAAAAAUAAAAAGAAACAUCGAUAGUACGAAAAAGGAAUCAUUCUACUCCAAAAAGUCGAUAUCUUCAGCUUCUUUACUGAAUGAAGGUUUUUGCCGUUUU
Messenger RNA from Galdieria sulphuraria, 1086 nucleotides. Its product is annotated as hydrolase, alpha/beta fold family protein. The record is from RefSeq and is a predicted model, not a curated record. The transcript has 4 exons. The coding region runs from base 2 to 994 and encodes 330 amino acids. NCBI's taxonomy places the organism in Eukaryota, Rhodophyta, Bangiophyceae, Galdieriales, Galdieriaceae.